Molecule: messenger RNA, 1507 nt
Organism: Blepharisma stoltei
Lineage: Eukaryota; Ciliophora; Heterotrichea; Heterotrichida; Blepharismidae
Source: the annotation of a GenBank genome assembly
AUGAAUAUAUAAUGUUUCAAUGAAUUAGUAGUGUCUAGGCAAGAGCAUAAGAAUUUGUAAUUAAAUUUAUAUAGAAUUUAUGCAAAAUAUAAUAAAAUAUUAUACACAUCUAUAUAAUUCUGUAUAUAUACUAAAGACAGCAUUAGGGAUGAAGGUUUUUAUUUUGGUACUUUCAAACGCAAUGAACUAUUUAAUUGAAGAUUAUGAUAAUAGCAUUACCUUAGUAAGCCAUAUUCAGAGAGGAAGCCACAUUCCAAAUUCCCCAAUCGGAAAACUUUUUGCAGGUCUUGCUAGAUGAGAUUCUUUAUUUUUCCUUCAAAUUUCCCAUGAAGGCUAUCUUUAUGAAAAAAAUCAUGCUUUUUUCCCUUUAUAUCCUUUGUUAAUUCGAUAUCUGGCCAAAAUCCUAUCACCUAUACUAUUUUGACUCUCUGUAGAUGAUCUUCAUUUAAUUUCAGGAAUUUUAAUAUCUUGGGCAAACUUUAUUUUUGCUACAUAUUUUCUUAUAAAACUUGGAAAAAAGAUUAUGGGUGAUAAAAAAUAUUCUCAAUGAUGUGGACUAUUAUUUAUAAUAAAUCCUGCAACAAUUUUUAUGACUGCAAUGUAAAAAGCUAUUUAGAUGUACGACGUCGCUGUUUUCUUUUUUAUCUAUGGCUGGGAUUUAUUUUUUAUAUAGAAACGUUAAUUGAAGUCAUGAUAAAGCGGCAUUUAUUAUGCCAAGCUUUAUAGAUAAAGCAAUUUCGUGUGGAUUUUUUACAUUAGCAACAGCUGCUAGAUCUAAUGGAUCAUUUUUGUUUGUUUUUCUAUUGUGUUUCGCAGCAAACUCUCUAUUCUCGAAUUAUAUGAAAAAAACAUUGAAUUUUAAAAUAAUUUUCAAAGAAAUUUUUACCUUACACUAUUUUAUAAAUCACCAUUUUUCUAAAUUAUAUAUUUAUUAAUAAAUUUUAAUAUUUAAAUAAAAGAGUUAGGAUUAUUUGGAAUAAUUCAAAUUUCUCCUAUUAUUAUUUUCACUUUUUAUGGAGCAAGUAUAUAUUGUACUGGACAGAUACAAAGUCCAUAUUGUUCAAAAUUAUUCCCAAAUAUCUAUAGCUAUGUUCAAGAAACAUAUUGAAACGUCGGAUCAUUCAGAUAUUGGGAAGCAAAACAAAUCCCUAAUUUCUUAUUAGCAUCUCCUAUGCUUUAUAUUUCAAUCUGUGCUUGCUUUUUCUACAUAAAGCAUGAUUACAAAAGAUUUUUCUCAUUUUCUUCAACAAAAUCCUCAAAAGAUUCACAUGAAUUUCUCAAUAAUCCUUUAUUAGUGCCAUUUAUAUGAUAUUGACUAUUAAACAUUUUUAUCAUAACUUUUAUAGCAAAUAUUCAAAUAGCAACUAGAAUUUUAGCAUCAAAUCCUGCAGUUUACUGAUAUAUAGGACAGGACACAAUGGGAAAGCACAAAUGAGUUAUCUAUUUUUUCAUUAUUUAUAUGCUAGUUGGGACUUCUUUUUAUUCUAAUUUUUAUCCAUGGACUUAA